AUGGCACACGACAGGGAAGGCGAGGCCAACACCCGGGCUGUGGCCAAGGACAAGGAAGGAUGGGCCAACACCCUGGCGGUGGCCAAGGACAAGGUAGGUGGGGCCAACACCCGGGCGGUGGCCGAGGACAAGAUAGGUGGGGCCAAAACCCGGGCGUUGGCCGAGGACAAGGAAGGCGGAGCCAACACCCGGGCGGUGGCCGAGGACAAGGAAGGAUGGGCCAACACCCUGGCGGUGGCCGAGGACAAGAUAGGUGGGGCCAAAACCCGGGCGUUGGCCCAGGACAAGGAAGGUUGGGCCAACACCCGGGCGGUGGGCGAGGACAAGGAAGGCGGAGCCAACACCCGGGCGGUGGCCGAGGACAAGGUAGGCGGAGCCAACACCCGGGCGGUGGCCGAGGACAAGGAAGGCGGAGCCAACACCCGGGCGGUGGCCGAGGACAAGGAAGGCGGAGCCAACACCCGGGCGGUGGCCGAGGACAAGGAAGGCGGAGCCAACACCCGGGUGGACAAUACCGGCGGCACCUUCCCUGGUCGCUCACUGCUCUCUGGGAUCCCAAGCCAAGAACAAGCCGCAGAAGACUUGCUCCCAGAAGCUCGUCCGUGUUAG
Molecule: messenger RNA, 609 nt
Organism: Procambarus clarkii (red swamp crayfish)
Lineage: Eukaryota; Metazoa; Arthropoda; Malacostraca; Decapoda; Cambaridae
Source: RefSeq, a predicted model, not a curated record